Molecule: messenger RNA, 714 nt
Organism: Meleagris gallopavo (turkey)
Lineage: Eukaryota; Metazoa; Chordata; Aves; Galliformes; Phasianidae
Source: RefSeq, a predicted model, not a curated record
AUGGCGAGAUCCGUGGGUGACUCAGCGGCGGGGAAUGCAGUCGGCGGGGACGGGGGAGGUAUCAAGGAGAGCCGAGCCGCCGAGCCACCGGCUGAGGGAGCGAAGGAAGGAGGGGAAGAGGAGAGGCGAGGCGAAGCGGCCGCGGCUGCUGCCGCCAUUUUGCGUCAGCGACCGAGGGAAGGGGGGGAGGCAGCGCGUGCCGCCGCCGUGCUAAGGGCGGGAGGGAGCGGGCGGCGCGGACAAGAUGGCGGCCCCGGCACUGACCCAGCGCUUCCCUGCGCAGAAACCAAGGUGUACGUGGGGAACCUGGGCACGGGCGCGGGCAAAGGCGAGCUGGAGAGAGCCUUCAGCUACUAUGGGCCGCUGAGAACCGUGUGGAUCGCCAGGAACCCGCCGGGGUUCGCCUUCGUGGAGUUUGAAGACCCGAGGGAUGCUGAAGAUGCUGUCCGUGGACUCGAUGGGAAGGUGAUCUGUGGCUCCAGAGUUCGAGUGGAAGUGUCGACGGGCAUGCCCCGUCGCUCCCGUUACGACAGGCCUCCUGCACGGCGCCCCUUUGACCCCAACGACAGAUGCUAUGAGUGUGGUGAGAAAGGCCACUAUGCCUACGACUGCCAUCGCUACAGCCGCCGGAGGAGGAAACAGCUAAAGGGUUACUAUGGAAAGCGGUUGACCUCCUCGCUGCAUCUCACAAAAUGCAACAAAAACACUGAAUGA